ACCGCUUUCUGCGUGAUUCGACCAGCCCCGAAAGAUCCUCGAAAUCUUUUCCAGGCAAUCGCGGAGACGGUGCGUGCGGGAAAUUCUUCAGCCCUCUCUUCACGGCCUCGCGCAAUUCGGUGUUGCGUGUCGCUUCCGAAGGCUUGAUUCUGCCACCAUUUGGUGCUCAAAUCGACACAAUUUAUCUAGCUCCACCCCCCAAUUACCCUUGACCCUUCGUCCUCUCAUCUCUCUCCCAUCACCACGCCCUCCACCGUUGUGGGGACGACCAUAUUUCUUCCCCUCCAUCACCAAUUGAUCCAACAAACAAAGACCCCUCUCAAUCCUGACCCGCUCUCGUCACAUUGACAUUUCACAAUGUCGAAUAACGUAACCGAACACACGCUUUCGAGCGAUCACCACCACCUUCCCUCUGCUCAAUUCGACUCGGAGAAGCAGCCGAUCGAUGAGAAGUCUGGGAUCGAGGGAAUUCCUCUGGACGAAGAGGAUGAUGAGGACAUUGAUGGACUUAUUCAGGAACUCGAAUCCCUUGAUGGCCAUGAUGAAGAGUUUGAGGAGAGUGAUGCCGCUCCUGGCUCUAGCGCUCGCCCCGUUCCCGAGGAUCUCCUCCAGACCGACACCCGCACCGGUCUCACCUCCGCCGAGGUUGAUUCGCGCCGCAGGAAGUAUGGUCUCAAUCAGAUGAGGGAGGAGAAGGAGAACCUCAUCCUCAAGUUCCUCAUGUACUUUGUUGGUCCGAUUCAGUUCGUCAUGGAGGUUGGUUGCACCGCGUCUUCCUUUUACCCGGUUUUUUAUUAUUAUUUUUCCAUCCAUAUCAAACUUCCUGAUUCUUGUAUUACCUUCUUUGCUGAUUGGUUCUUUUCUCGGCAAUUUAGGCGGCUGCCAUCCUUGCCGCCGGUCUCCAGGAUUGGGUAGAUUUUGGUGUCAUUUGUGCUCUCUUGUUGCUCAACGCUUGCGUUGGCUUCGUUCAGGAAUUCCAGGCUGGUUCCAUUGUCGAUGAAUUGAAGAAGACUCUCGCUUUGAAAGCUGUUGUCCUCCGUGAGGGCCGUCUAUUUGAGAUUGAGGCACCGCAAGUCGUGCCCGGCGAUAUCCUACAGAUUGAAGAGGUUUGUCUUUUUUACAUUCUUGGCCUGAUGAAACUGCACUUUCGGGUCUUGUGGUGAUUGUGCUAAUUCGUCGUGUCUCACAGGGAACCAUUAUUCCCGCUGACGGUCGCAUUGUCACCGAAGACGCUUUCCUCCAGGUCGAUCAAUCCGCCAUCACUGGUGAAUCCCUCGCUGUUGACAAGCACAAGGGCGACCAAUGCUAUGCUUCCUCCUCCAUUAAGCGUGGCGAGGCCUUUAUGGUCGUCACCUCCACCGGUGACAACACUUUUGUCGGACGCGCCGCUGCUUUGGUGAACGCUGCUUCCGCCGGUACUGGUCAUUUCACUGAGGUUCUUAACGGUAUCGGAACCGUUCUCUUGGUUCUCGUCAUCUUCACCCUCCUCAUUGUCUGGGUUUCCUCCUUCUACCGAUCCAAUGGCAUUGUCACCAUCUUGGAAUUCACCCUUGCCAUCACCAUCAUUGGUGUCCCCGUCGGUCUUCCGGCCGUCGUCACCACCACCAUGGCUGUCGGUGCCGCUUAUCUCGCCAAGAAGCAGGCCAUUGUCCAGAAGUUGAGCGCUAUCGAGUCUUUGGCCGGUGUCGAGAUUCUCUGCUCUGACAAGACCGGCACCCUCACCAAGAACAAGCUCUCCCUCGCUGAGCCAUACACUGUCGAGGGCGUCGAGGCUGAUGAUCUCAUGCUUACCGCCUGCUUGGCCGCUUCCCGCAAGAAGAAGGGUCUUGAUGCUAUCGACAAGGCUUUCCUCAAGUCUCUCCGCUUCUAUCCUCGUGCCAAGAAUGUCCUCUCCCGCUACAAGGUUCUCGAGUUCCAUCCCUUUGACCCCGUCUCCAAGAAGGUUACCGCCAUUGUCCAAUCUCCCCAGGGUGAGCGCAUUGUCUGUGUCAAGGGUGCACCUCUCUUCGUCCUCCGCACCGUCGAGGAAGACCACCCCGUUCCCGAGGACGUUGCCAACAACUACAAGAACAAGGUUGCUGAAUUCGCUACUCGUGGUUUCCGUUCUCUCGGUGUUGCUCGCAAGCGUGGUGAGGGCCACUGGGAGAUUCUCGGUAUCAUGCCUUGCUCCGACCCUCCUCGUCACGAUACCGCCAAGACCAUUAAUGAGGCCAAGACUCUCGGUUUGUCCAUCAAGAUGUUGACUGGUGAUGCUGUUGGUAUUGCUCGUGAAACCUCUCGCCAGCUCGGUCUCGGCACCAACGUCUACAAUGCCGAGAGGCUAGGUCUCAGCGGUGGCGGUGAUAUGCCCGGUUCUGAGGUCUAUGAUUUUGUUGAGGCUGCCGAUGGUUUCGCUGAGGUUUUCCCUCAACACAAGUACAAUGUCGUCGAAAUUCUCCAACAACGUGGAUAUCUGGUUGCUAUGACUGGUGACGGUGUUAACGAUGCGCCCUCCCUUAAGAAGGCUGAUACUGGUAUUGCUGUCGAGGGCGCUUCCGAUGCUGCCCGUUCUGCCGCCGACAUUGUUUUCUUGGCUCCUGGUCUCUCGGCCAUCAUUGACGCCCUCAAGACCUCCCGCCAGAUUUUCCACCGAAUGUAUGCCUACGUUGUCUACCGUAUUGCCCUGUCGCUCCAUUUGGAAAUAUUCUUGGGUCUCUGGAUCGCCAUCUUGAACGAGUCUCUCAACUUGAACCUUGUUGUCUUCAUCGCCAUCUUUGCCGAUAUCGCCACCUUGGCCAUUGCCUAUGACAAUGCACCCUUCUCCAAGUCUCCUGUCAAGUGGAACUUGCCCAAGCUCUGGGGCAUGUCCAUCCUUCUUGGUGUUGUCCUUGCCAUUGGAACCUGGAUUGCUCUGACCACCAUGUUCGCUGGUGGAAGUUCCGAUCGCGGCAUUGUCCAGAAUUUUGGUAACCGUGAUGAAGUUUUGUUCUUGGAGAUUUCCCUCACUGAGAACUGGCUCAUCUUCAUUACCCGUGCCAAUGGUCCUUUCUGGUCUUCCAUUCCUUCCUGGCAAUUGUCUGGUGCUAUUUUGCUCGUCGAUAUCAUUGCUACUCUCUUUACCAUCUUUGGCUGGUUUGAGGGCGGUAAACAGACAAGCAUCGUCGCCGUUGUCCGUAUCUGGAUCUACUCUUUCGGAAUUUUCUGUGUCUUGGGUGGUGUUUAUUGUGAGUAUUCUACGAUUCCAUCCAUCUUUUUAUUGAUUGCUAAUAGUAUCAUUGCAGAUCUCCUCCAAGACUCUGUUGCAUUUGAUAACUUCAUGCAUGGAAAGACCCCAAAGAAGGAUUCGAAGAAGCGGUCCUUGGAGGACUUUGUUGUCUCAUUACAGCGUGUCUCAACCCAGCACGAGAAAUCAUCAUGA
Molecule: messenger RNA, 3397 nt
Organism: Tuber aestivum (summer truffle)
Lineage: Eukaryota; Fungi; Ascomycota; Pezizomycetes; Pezizales; Tuberaceae
Source: the annotation of a GenBank genome assembly